AACUAACUAUCCCGAGCUCUGUAGAAUUUAGUAAGAGUUUCAAAAGUAUCUUAUCUCCCUCCUACCAAGGACCAUCAUCAGAUUACAAUCAUGGCUGCUGCUCCCCCACCACUCCAUUUAGUGAUCUUUCCUUAUAUGGCUCAGGGCCAUACCAUCCCAUUACUAGACAUCUCAAAAGCCUUUGCAAUCCGUGGACUAAAGGUCGUCAUCAUCACCACCCCAUCAAAUGCUCCAUUUAUUGUUUCUGAAACCUCCAACCAUCCUAAUAUUUCUUUGUCAAUCAUCCCAUUUCCAAGAGUUCCAGAGCUUCCUGAAGGAUGUGAGAACACUGCUGACCUUCCUUCAAUGGCUCUGUUGAGUACUUUUAUCGAAGCCAUCAAGAAAAUGAAACAACCAUUUGAGGGAGUUCUCAGAGACAUGAUUGAUGAUGGGCAUCCCCCGAUUUGCGUGAUCUCCGACUUCUUUCUAAGUUGGACACUCGAUUCAUGCCGUUCGUUAGGAAUCCCACGCAUUGUUUCCCAUGGAAUGGGAGCUUUGCCAAUGGCUAUUUGUAAGUCUCUCACUUUGCUUCCCCUUAGAACAAAGCCUUCCACAGAUUUGGACCAUUUAGAAUUGCCAAACCUGAAGCUGCCAUUCACGUUGCUCAAAGCCGACAUCCCUGAGGGCCUCCUGGAUUCUGAUCCGAAUGACCCUUUUGCACGCAUCAUUGUAGAGACUGCGGAAGCGGAUAUCAACAGCUGGGGUGUUCUUGUUAACAGUUUUGAGGAGCUCGAGGGGGACCAUGUUGGUGCAUUUGAAUCUUUCUAUUUCAACGAUGCUAAAGCAUACUGUCUAGGACCACUUUUUCUGUACAAUAAGCUUAAACAAGAAGUGGAGGCUGAGAAGGUGCAAAUGCAAUCCUAUUCCUACAUCAAAUGGCUUGAGAAGCAAGCUGGUUCUGAUAGCAGUGCCGUGAUCUAUAUUUCAUUUGGCACCCAAGCACACUUGUCGGACGAUCAACUCGAUGAGAUUGCCUUUGCGUUGGAGAUGGCUGAACAUCCAUUCAUUUGGGUGGUGAGGUCAAGGACUUGGGCUGCACCUGAGGGAUGGAAAGAGAGGGUGAAGGAGAAAGGGUUGGUUUUACAUGAUUGGGUGGACCAAAGAAGCAUCCUUUCCCACCCUGCAACAGGAGGAUUUUUGAGUCAUUGUGGAUGGAAUUCCAUGUUGGAAAGCAUUUCAAUGGGUGUCCCACUUUUGGCUUGGCCGAUGCUUGGUGUUUCAGACCAGGAACUGAAUGCCAAGUUUAUCGUUUUGGGAUGGGGAGCUGGGUUAAUGAUGCCACACAGAGGUGAUGGUGGGGAGAAAAUCAUGACCGUUGGUCGUGAUGUGAUUUGUGAUAGAGUGAAUGAGUUGAUGGGAGGUGGGAAAGGGAGAAAGGCUAGGGAGAGGGCACAAGCAUUGGGGAGAAUGGCAAGAGGUGCUGUGGAAAAAGGUGGUUCUUCUGAUAAGAAAUUGGACCAACUGAUUGAUCAACUCAGCAAUAAAAAUGGAAAAUCCUGAUCAAUGUAAAGCUACUUUUCUAGUUUAAUUAUAUUUCUAUCAAUAUGCUUCUUUCUAGUUUUUAGGUAAUGAGGGCUACUUUGUCUCUUAUUUAAGGGAAUAAUUGUAAUGUUGUAUUUUGAGUUAAAUAUGUCAUAUUGUAAACAAAA
Messenger RNA from Juglans regia (Persian walnut), 1688 nucleotides. Its product is annotated as UDP-glycosyltransferase 90A2-like. Gene Ontology annotation, molecular function: UDP-glycosyltransferase activity. Lineage: Eukaryota; Viridiplantae; Streptophyta; Magnoliopsida; Fagales; Juglandaceae. The transcript has a single exon. Bases 91 to 1539 code for a protein of 482 amino acids. The record is from RefSeq and is a predicted model, not a curated record.